GAUAACCUAAACAAUGGUUAGUUCACUUCCAGCGGUCAAUGCUCACCAAUCAUAUUAGAAGCUCGCGUUAAUCCAAGUUCUAGAAAGGUGGUGAUUUGUUUCAAUAAAAUACGAUGAUCUGGAACACGUGUUGGGUCUUCCCAAUUAUCGUGGCAAGUAUUCAAGCGGCCACAUACAAGAUCACGUCGCAAGUGUACAUGGAUAUCUCGAUCGAUGGGCGCCCGGAGGGACGCGUGAUUAUCGGAUUGUUUGGGGAGGAUGCUCCCAAAACGGUUGAAAAUUUCAGACAGAUUUGCAUCAACGGAAUCGAUGGUAUCUCGUACAAGGGUAGCCGAUUCCACCGUGUGAUUAGGAAAUUCAUGAUACAAGGUGGUGACAUUGUAUCUGGCGAUGGUACCGGAUCUAUAAGCAUCUACGGGAAAUACUUCGAAGAUGAAAAUCUCAACAACAACCACACCAGCUCGGGCAUAAUCGCGAUGGCAAACCGUGGUCCUAAUACCAACGGAUGUCAGUUCUACAUCACCACCAUAACGGCACCAUGGCUCGAUGGGAAGCAUACAACAUUCGGCAAAGUGUUGGAUGGACAAGGUGUCGUGCACAAGGUGGAACAGCAGAGGACCGAUACGGACGAUUAUCCUGUUCCGACAAUAAUAAUCGAGGACUGUGGGGAUAAUCCAAUGGGGGAUGCAUACAUGAUAUCCGAUGAUCCCUAUGAUCUAUGGGCCUGGAUAAAAGCAUCGUACGUCCCCCUUGGUAUGAGUUUCUCAAUUCUUGCGUUUUUCCAAUACAUAAUAAGGAAAUUAGAUUUCUACUCGUAAACUUUUGCACUAAAUUGAUUUUCUAAUAAAGACUUACGAGAUCAGA
Molecule: messenger RNA, 864 nt
Organism: Toxorhynchites rutilus septentrionalis
Lineage: Eukaryota; Metazoa; Arthropoda; Insecta; Diptera; Culicidae
Gene: ninaA
Product: peptidyl-prolyl cis-trans isomerase, rhodopsin-specific isozyme
Exons: 4
Coding region: 114-818 (234 amino acids)
Biological process (GO): protein folding; protein peptidyl-prolyl isomerization
Cellular component (GO): intracellular membrane-bounded organelle
Molecular function (GO): peptidyl-prolyl cis-trans isomerase activity
Source: RefSeq, a predicted model, not a curated record